Messenger RNA from Anastrepha obliqua, 885 nucleotides. RefSeq lists its product as uncharacterized. The record is from RefSeq and is a predicted model, not a curated record. Gene Ontology annotation, biological process: DNA integration. Gene Ontology annotation, molecular function: nucleic acid binding. The coding region runs from base 1 to 885 and encodes 294 amino acids. The transcript has a single exon. NCBI's taxonomy places the organism in Eukaryota, Metazoa, Arthropoda, Insecta, Diptera, Tephritidae.
AUGAACUGUCCGCUUGCUAAGUUAAUAAUCUGCGAAAUACACAAGGUCACUUUGCACGCUGGGCCCCGCAUUAUGCAAACUGUCUUGCAACGUCGUUAUUGGGUUAUCGGCGCUCGUAGCUUGAUCCGUAAUAUAUACCAUAAGUGCGUGAAAUGCACUUAUUUGAACCGCAAUCUUACCACACAAGUCAUGGGUGAUCUACCUGUCAUUCGCACAACCUACGCCCGUUGUUUCAUUCACACUGCUGUCGACUUCGCUGGACCUUACCUCUACAAAUUCACCCAAGGAAGAGGAGCUAAGGCUAUCAAAGGCUACAUCUGCUCGUUCAUUUGUAUGUGCACUGGUGCAAUGCAUCUCGAAUUUGUUGGUGACCUGUCAACACCAGCUUUCCUAGAUGCAUUUAAAAGGUUCACAAAUCGUCGAGGUUUUUGUAAGGUCAUGACAUCAGAUAACGGUACAAAUUUCGUUGGAGCCGAGAAGGAGUUGCGCAUUGCAUUUCAACAGUGCAUGGCUGAUAUUAAACUUCGCUCUUUCUUUGCGGACUCGAAUAUCGAAUGGCGUUUUAAUCCACCGGCUGCACCCCAUAUGGGAGGUUACUGGGAGACCGGAGUCAAACGUGUUAAGUAUCAUUUAAAACGCGUAUUAGGAGAAGUUCCACUAUCAUACGAAGAGUUCAACACACUUUUGACUGAAAUAGAAGCUUGCGUAAACUCUCGCUCACUCUGUGACAACUCUGAAGCUGCUGGUGACUUAGAAGUUUUAACUCCCGGACAUUUCAUAGUCGGUGAACCGCUUAAGUCAAUACCGGAACCUGAGGGUCAAGGGUUUCGUGGAAAUCUUCGACAGCGAUGGCAAGCAAUUUCUGCCAUGAGACAACAUUUCUGA